Molecule: messenger RNA, 1695 nt
Organism: Cyphellophora europaea CBS 101466
Lineage: Eukaryota; Fungi; Ascomycota; Eurotiomycetes; Chaetothyriales; Cyphellophoraceae
Exons: 2
Coding region: 1-1695 (564 amino acids)
Biological process (GO): transmembrane transport
Molecular function (GO): transmembrane transporter activity
Source: RefSeq, a predicted model, not a curated record
AUGACGACGGAACGCAACCAGUCUACUCAAAUGCGCAGUGCAUCUGUGCAAUCCUUACCUAAAGCAACAUCUCCCAAGCAAACCUCAGAACCAUACAGCAUCUUCGACAAACGACAAAAGGCUUUGAUCAUAGCGAUUGCUUCUGUCGCUGCAACCUUCUCCGGCUUCGCUUCAAACAUCUACUUUCCCGCCAUCCCGAACAUAGCGCACGACCUUUCAGUCUCCACCGAGCUCAUCAACCUCACAGUAACGUCCUACUUGAUAUUUCAAGCCUUCGCUCCCAGUCUAUGGGGGCCCAUCUCUGAUGUCAAAGGUCGACGCACCGCCUACCUCGGGACCUUCAUUGUCUUCCUCGGCGCCUGCAUCGGCCUUGCCCUAACUUCUACAUACGCGACGCUCCUCGUGCUGCGAUGCCUGCAAAGCACCGGCAGCGCCAGCACCAUAGCCAUCGGCUCGGGCGUGAUCGGGGAUGUCACUACUCGCGCCGAGCGUGGCGGCUUCAUGGGGUUCUUCCAAGCUGGACUCCUGGUACCGGUUGCCAUCGGACCCGUCAUUGGCGGCCUGCUUGCCGAUUCCUUGGGCUGGAAGUCCGUCUUCUGGUUCCUAGCCAUCUAUGGCGGAUCGUUUGUGCUCUUUCUAAUCCUCCUCUUCCCAGAGACUCUACGCUCUGUCGUAGCGAACGGGAGUCGCCUUCCCAGCGGACGUAACAGCUUUCUCCUGGGCUUCCCCCUGGAGUACUACCAGAAAACCACCAAAACGCCUUAUAGCUCCGAAACCUCGACUCCGGCAGCUCGGCAACGUAUAGACCUGACCACCCCAUUCAGGAUCCUCGUCGAUAAGCGGGCUAUGGCGCUAUUGUUCUUCCUCGCCAUCCACUAUGCUGUCUGGCAGAUGAGCAUCACCGCAAUGGCAACCCUGUUCGCGUCCACCUACAGUCUCUCCGAGCGGAAGAUCGGGCUGACUUUCCUAGCCAACGGAGCGGGCUGUAUAAUCGGCACGAUUCUGACCGGCAAGAUCCUCGACGCCGACUAUCGCCGCGCCCAGGGUAAGACACACGCCACCCCUACCAGUGAGCCCCGGUCAAUUCAAUCUGUGGACCUUGAACAAGAGGCCGCUGCUCGACAGCCGGCAAGCCAACCUGAUUCCUGCGCGGUCGACGAGACCAACUCAGUCCACCACGGGCCUCAGAACCCAAGCCACGAGCAAUCCCAGUCUCAGCAGCAGCUGAAGCGCGCCCGCCUACGUCUGCUGCCCCUCUUCUCCCUCGCGCAGACAAUCUCCAUCAUCAUCUUCGGCUGGACGGUCCACUACGCGGUGCACAUUGCCGUGCCUAUUGCGGCCACGUUCGUGACGGGCUGGACGGCCAUCGCGGCCCAGAGUGCGAUCAUGGUGUAUUUCGUGGAUGUGUUUUCGGAGCCGCAGGCUGAACCCAGCGGCGUGGGGAAAGGGAAGCCGAGCGGCAGUGCGGCGGCGAGCGCGAGUUUGAAUCUGGCGAGGUGUUUGGUCGCCGCGGGGGGCACGAGCGUUGUGGGGCCGAUGAUCAAGGGUUUGGGUGUUGGGUGGGCGUUUGUGGUCUGUGGUGGGGCCCAGAUGGUGGCGCUGGGAGUGGUUUUGGUGUGGCUUUUGUGGAACGGUCGGGAAUGGCGGGCAUGGAGGUGGGAGAAGACGAAAGCGGGAGGUGGCAUUGUAGAUUGA